CAGGUCAUGUUGAAAUGAUGAAUCUGCGGAACACUUAUACGUAUACGCUGUCUGUUUUUGAUGCAGAGUGGGAUGAGAUGGAGCACUCUUCUUUGGGGGGAAAUAUGGGUCAUAGAUGUUGCAUACAACAAUCUCUCAGGCAAGCUUCCAAAUUCAAUUGGUGUCCCGGGGUCACUUUUUAUGUUGAAGGUCAACAACAAUAAUUUGGAUGGUGAAAUUCGACUUUCCUUGCAAAAUUGCACUUCUUUGAGGCACAUUGAUCUUGGAAAUAAUAGAUUCACUGGCACCAUACCUUCAUGGAUAGGAUCAAAUGUGCCCCUGGUGUCGAUCUUACGAUUGCGAUCGAAUUUCUUUACUGGAUAUAUCCCCCAACAGCUGUGCAAUCUUGGCUACCUUCACAUCCUAGACCUUGCUCACAACAACUUUUCAGGAACCAUCCCCAAGUGUUUGAAUCAUCUGAGUGCUUUAACGCAUGGCAAUUCCAGUGCGUAUGACUUAUAUUCAUAUUAUGACCAGCAAACAUCAGUGGUGAAAGUAACAGAACUCGAAUAUCAGCGGCAGACUUUGAUGUUGGUUAAAAGCAUUGAUCUUUCAUCGAAUAGCCUUGAAGGUGAAAUCCCUGAAGAAAUAUGCAGCCUCCUCCUGUUGCACAGCUUGAACUUAUCGGAGAACCAACUAAGUGGAAACAUUCCCUCAAACAUUGGAAGCUUGCAGUUGCUCGAAGUUCUUGAUCUCUCACGCAACCGCCUUUCAGGCUGGAUUCCUCAAAGUCUUUCAUCUUCCACCUUCUUGUCUCACCUGAACUUCUCCUAUAACAACUUGACUGGAGCUGUCAUUCGGGAUAAAACUGGUAUUUUCGCGAGGGGUACUGGUAAGGCCAGACUGGCCUGUUCUCCCAUUGAAGCUGAAGCCCAUGCAGCUUUAAAUGGUCUGGAGGUCGCCUCGGACUUGGGCAGUAUCCACCUAGAGUGUGAAUCUGAUUCCAAGGAGCUGGUUCAAAGUAUAAAGGGAAAUAUUCAAAGUGGUGGAUGGACAAUCUACCCAAUCCUUGCAGCAAUAAAGGAAAAAUGCAGAUGGUUCGAUUCGUGCUCCUGGAAGUGGAUUCCGAGGAGAGCUAACAAAGCAGCGGAUGCUGCAGCUCUUGUAGCAAAGAGGCGGAUGUGCGAUGAGGUCUGGCUCAACAGACCCCCAUCCUCCCUGGUGUUUGUUUUACAAAUUGAUGGCCUUCCCUGUCCUCCACAAGACUAA
Prunus mume (Japanese apricot) is the source of this 1248-nucleotide messenger RNA. The record is from RefSeq and is a predicted model, not a curated record. Lineage: Eukaryota; Viridiplantae; Streptophyta; Magnoliopsida; Rosales; Rosaceae.